Messenger RNA from Triplophysa dalaica, 2043 nucleotides. It is a transcript of the gene nilt55, whose product is annotated as polymeric immunoglobulin receptor. The transcript is spliced from 7 exons. Bases 197 to 1411 code for a protein of 404 amino acids. NCBI's taxonomy places the organism in Eukaryota, Metazoa, Chordata, Actinopteri, Cypriniformes, Nemacheilidae. The record is from RefSeq and is a predicted model, not a curated record. Gene Ontology annotation, molecular function: signaling receptor activity. Gene Ontology annotation, cellular component: cell surface.
UAAAAAUAAAGAACACAACACUUCCUGAAAAUGUAUAGAUAAAGGAACAGAUGCAAAUGGAUCAAUUGAAAUCAUGUGGCAAAACACCCUGCAGCCGUUCCUCGGUGAUCCACUGAAACUGAGUUAAAGGCCAGUUUACACCAGCUUCAGUCUCUUCAACCAUCAUAAAACACAAGCUCAUCCUUUUCAAGGCUUCAUGAAGAUUUUGAUCAGCUGGUUCAGAUGUUUUAAGUUAUCUCAAGACUCGAAAACUUUAAGUAGACAUUGGACGGUGUCUCCAAUCUUUCUGAAAAAAAGAAAGUAUUUCAUCAGAGCAGCCCUGAGCGAGGAAAGAAAAACAGCCCUUCAGAGAUCCACAAUUCAGAUCCACCAGAAACUAACAACAUCAUUGAUGAUGAAGACCCUUCUCUUUAUCUCCAUCUACCUCCUGGGUCAAGUAGACAGGGCUGCUGAAACCGUGAGCGGCAUCGUUGGAGAAAGUCUCGUCAUCAACUGUCCAUAUAAUAAAAAGACAGAGAAAGACAGAGAAAGAAGCUUUUGCAAAAAGAAUACCAACAAAUGUGCCACCCUGAGAGGAGAACAAAGCAAUUUAUGGACCGAUGGAGGGAGAUUCUCUAUGCAUGAUAAUACAUCUGUGGGUUUGUUGAGCGUGUUCAUUAAAAACCUGACCAAUAACGACCAGGGAACUUACGAAUGUAAAGUGGAGAAUAAAUCGGAUCUAAAGCUCAAAUUAGAAGAACCUGUAGAACACGACGCCUGCUGUGGGGAAUCACAAAAUCAAACUGGUUAUGUAGGAGGAAGUGUUACUGUCAGCUGUAAAUAUCCAGGGAAAUAUAAGAAUUAUGAAAAGCAUUUGUUCAGAGUGAAUAAUGCAUCUCUAGGGUCUGUCAUUCACGGAUACAAACACACCAACGGGAGACACACUAUUGUCGACAACCCCGCAGCAAAAGUCUUUAAUGUGACUAUUAAUAAAGUCGAUAGACACGAUGAAGGCAUCUAUUUCUGUGGAUCAACGAAAGAAGGGAAAUACAUUCACCUUUUAAAUGUGAUUUAUCUCAACGUUUCAAAUCAAAAUCAAACCUCUUCAGAUUCCUAUGUGAUUAUUAUUAUAGUGUGUGUGUGUUUGAUUCUGAUGGCAGCUGGAGGACUGAUUCUGUUGUGGUAUAAGCUGGGAUGUAAGAAGAACGCAGGUUCAAAAUCAUCAUCAAAUCAGAGGACCUCAAUAGACUGUCAGGAGCAAUCAACUGUUGUUUAUUACGAAACAAUUGAUGAGUCAAAAACUGGAUCCGCAACAGUAAACCCGACUGUCAAUGUAUGCACAGUGUAUACCACGGCAGAAUUACCCACAAUCCCCUCUGACAGAGAUUUCUACACAAUGGCUGAAUCGCCAGAAAGACCAGCAGACCCUUAAAGAGAGACAACAUCACUGCCACACAAACAUCACACUGUGAACAUUGCCAGGUUUUCACAAAUUUUAUUGUAGGUUUUUACAAUGAAGUAUUCUAUUCUGUACAGUAAAUUCCUUUGAAGCGGUCAUCUUGCUUGGUGUUUCACUGUAAAAAACUGCCAGGAUAUCGCACAAUUUCACUGUGGUUUUUCACAAUUAAAAACUGUAUUUAACCCUAAACUAAUAUCACAGCAAAUUUAUGUAAUGUAUCUCGCAUUGAGUUAAGUUACAGGGCAAAAGUGUAUAAAGUUAGCACUCUCUGAAGGGCCUUCGGGAAGGGACACCACACAAAACGUCACUCCAUAAUAAAGAGAACAUUACGUUGGUUUUUAUUGCUCAUUUUGAAUAGACCGUUAAGAGAUACGAUUAAGUUUUUCCUCUAGAGGUUCUUAAAAUUUACAUUCAAAUAUCUAAAUCUGAAUUCUUGUCAAUGUCAAAGGUUCGGUAGAAUUGCUAUUACAAAACCUUUAUUAAACAUUUAAAACAACUACUAAAUACGUUUAAAAAACAAAUCAAUAUAUGUGAAAAGUUUAUUUGGAAAAACAGAUAACUCAGUUUAAUCAUGUUUUUAUAUUGUUAAUUAGCUGUAUUUAUAU